Tachyglossus aculeatus (Australian echidna) is the source of this 1310-nucleotide messenger RNA. It is a transcript of the gene THRA, whose product is annotated as thyroid hormone receptor alpha. Bases 60 to 1286 code for a protein of 408 amino acids. Gene Ontology annotation, biological process: thyroid hormone receptor signaling pathway; positive regulation of transcription by RNA polymerase II; negative regulation of transcription by RNA polymerase II. The transcript is spliced from 8 exons. The record is from RefSeq and is a predicted model, not a curated record. Gene Ontology annotation, molecular function: nuclear receptor activity; RNA polymerase II cis-regulatory region sequence-specific DNA binding; zinc ion binding. Lineage: Eukaryota; Metazoa; Chordata; Mammalia; Monotremata; Tachyglossidae.
AACCGGUGCCCGCCUCAUUCUCUUGGCACGUGGGAGGGUGCUGGAUGGAAUUACGGUGAAUGGAACAGAAGCCCAACACGCUGGACUGUGGGGUGGACCCAGAGGAGAACAGGUCGCCGGAUGGGAAACGGAAACGAAAGAGCAGCCAAUGUUCCCUGAAGAGCAGCAUGUCAGGGUACAUCCCUAGUUACCUGGACAAAGAUGAACAGUGUGUUGUGUGCGGGGACAAAGCCACCGGUUAUCAUUACCGCUGCAUCACCUGCGAGGGCUGCAAGGGCUUUUUCCGCCGCACAAUCCAGAAAAACUUGCACCCCACCUACUCCUGCAAGUACGACACCUGCUGCGUCAUCGACAAGAUCACCCGCAACCAGUGUCAGCUGUGCCGCUUCAAGAAAUGCAUCGCCGUGGGCAUGGCCAUGGACCUGGUCCUGGACGACUCGAAGAGGGUGGCCAAGCGCAAGCUGAUCGAGGAGAACAGGGAGCGACGCCGCAAGGAGGAGAUGAUCAAGUCCCUGCAGCAGCGGCCGGAGCCCACGGACGGCGAGUGGGAGCUGAUCCAGCUGGUGACCGAGGCGCAUCGCAGCACCAACGCCCAGGGCAGCCACUGGAAACAGAAGCGGAAGUUCCUGCCUGAGGACAUCGGACAGUCGCCCAUAGCGUCGAUGCCAGAUGGGGACAAGGUGGACCUCGAAGCCUUCAGCGAGUUCACCAAGAUCAUCACGCCCGCCAUCACCCGGGUGGUGGAUUUUGCCAAAAAACUCCCCAUGUUCUCUGAGCUGCCCUGCGAGGACCAGAUCAUCCUGCUGAAGGGUUGCUGCAUGGAGAUCAUGUCCCUGCGGGCGGCCGUGCGCUACGACCCGGACAGCGAGACGCUCACGCUGAGCGGGGAGAUGGCCGUCAAGCGGGAGCAGCUGAAGAACGGGGGUCUGGGCGUGGUGUCCGAUGCCAUCUUUGACCUGGGCAAGUCGCUAUCUGCCUUCAAUCUGGAUGACACCGAGGUGGCUCUGCUGCAGGCCGUGCUGCUCAUGUCUUCAGAUCGCUCGGGCCUCCUGUGUGUGGACAAGAUCGAGAAGUGCCAGGAGGCCUACCUGCUGGCCUUCGAACACUACAUCAACUACCGCAAACACAACAUUCCCCACUUCUGGCCCAAGCUGCUCAUGAAGGUGACGGAUCUGCGCAUGAUCGGGGCCUGCCACGCCAGCCGCUUCCUGCACAUGAAGGUGGAGUGCCCCACCGAACUCUUCCCCCCGCUUUUCCUCGAGGUUUUCGAGGACCAGGAAGUCUAAGGCCGGGUGGGGGUGGGCGGAGGA